AUGGCUAAAGUUAAAGUCAUCGUGCAUGAUGAUCCAGAUCUGGGCUUUGGUCCAGAUGAGGAUGACUCUGAGUCUGAUUCUGGGGAUGACUCAGACUCCGGGAGUAUACUCUCAGAUGACUCCAUACUUCCUGACUAUCAGCUGGAGGAUGAUAUGGAGAGUACGGUGAACACUCUGUAUCAGGCCUGUGCUAAGAACCAAGCUUCAUCCCUGUGCAAAGUGCUGGAGCGGGGCGUGACUCCAGAAGAAGUCAUGGAGCUGGACAUCAAUGGCAGGAACGGGCUCAUGCUGGCAGUUUCCAAAGGGUUUGUAGAUAUCGUGUAUGGCCUGAAUAAAUGCCCAUUUUUGGAUAUUAAUCAUCAAGAUAAUGAUGGAAACACAGCGCUCAUGAUUGCAGCACAAGCUGGUUUUGUGACGAUACUAACCUACAUUCUGAACUACUAUUCCGGUGUGGAUAUUGAGCUCCGAGACCAAAGAGGCUUCACUGCUCUCAUUAAAGCAGCCUUACAGGGCAACAACGACUGUGUGACCUCGCUGCUCAUGGCUGGUGCAGACAUUAAUUCAGUAGAUUCAACACAAAGGAAGGAUGUAAGAGAAUGGGCACUAAAAACAGGACACUUUGAAACUUUCACUAGGCUGAGACAACUGUCCAGCCGGCCCUGUGCAGAGCAAUUCUUUGAAAUCUAUGUCCCAGAGUGGCCAGAUCUUGAAGAGCUAGUAAGAAAAGCCACGUCCACAAAAAGUGCAGGGCAGAAGGUCACGAGUUGUUUGAAGUCCACAUUCACUUUCAGUUUUCCGCAGGAUCCCCAGGACAACGGUGUCCUGGAUCACAUGGUGCGCAUCACCACGAGCAUCCACAGUCCCCUGGUAGUCACAGGCUGCCGUCCACUCUGUUCCACAAGCCCACCAGAGAUCAGCAAAAGGCAUUUAGCUAUGGAUGGACUGAUGCAGCAGCAGCAGAACCCAGACCAGAAGUUCAAGAGCCACAGCAAUGGCUCCAUCUUCUCAGUCUCCUCUACCCUCACCUCCAAAUCAUCUGCGUCUCUGGCCUCAUGCUACUCAGACACCGAGCAUAAAGGCAGCAUGUUCUCCAUGGCCUCCAACAGCAUCCGCAGGCUCGUCCCAUACAGAAUAGCACGCCGCAACAGCGUCUUCCCCACCAGCUGCAUCCCUCAAAUCACAGUGACCAAGUCGGCUGAUCCAACCCCCAAGAAGGAGAAGAAAAGGAAGAUGUCGAAAGGUUACCUGGAGCCACCUAUAUGGAAGUACAAGGAGGAGAAAAUGGAGAAGAAAAAAGAGAAGAAGCGGAUGGAAAAGGAGAAGGAGAAGGUUCAGAAGAUAAAGAUGGAAAAAUCUGCCAAGAAAAAGUAAAAAAAAAUGAUAAAGAACUUC
This is a messenger RNA of Neoarius graeffei (lesser salmon catfish), 1392 nucleotides long. RefSeq names its product ankyrin repeat domain 33Aa (gene ankrd33aa). Lineage: Eukaryota; Metazoa; Chordata; Actinopteri; Siluriformes; Ariidae. Gene Ontology annotation, molecular function: protein binding. The annotation marks the transcript as partial. The transcript has 4 exons. The record is from RefSeq and is a predicted model, not a curated record.